UUUAGCGUGAACUUCUCACCCGAUUCAUGUAGCAGUCAGCCGGUGUGCAUUACCUCAGUCAAAAGACAGCCGAGAGCAAUGAAUUUGCUUUAAACCAGGGUUUCAUGAAUAAAAAGUUUUGACUGCGCAUUUGGGCGACUGUUAUACUUGAGGACAAAACGACGCUCCGUUCUUGUGUUCACAGUAUCGUUGGCUGUUGUAAUCGUAAUCUCCAGUGAAGAUGUCAGUGGUGGGAUUUGAUGUGGGCUUUCAGAGCUGUUAUGUUGCUGUCGCUCGGGCCGGUGGGAUAGAAACGGCAGCGAACGAAUACAGCGACCGAUGUACACCGUCAUUUGUAUCUUUUGGACCUCGUAAUCGUUCAAUAGGAGCAGCUGCCAAAAGCCAGGUGGUGACAAACUGCAAGAACACCGUGCAGGGGUUCAAGCGAUUCCAUGGCAGGGCGUUCAGCGAUCCGUACAUCCAGUCAGCAAAGUCCAGUCUGGUCUAUGAUCUGGCACAAAUGCCCUCGGGGACCACAGGCAUCAAGGUCAUGUAUAUGGAGGAGGAGAAGGUGUUCAGCAUAGAGCAGGUCACUGCUAUGCUCCUGACCAAGCUUAAGGAAACCGCUGAGUCUGCUCUUAAAAAACCUGUGGCAGACUGUGUCAUUUCUGUUCCAAGUUUUUAUACUGAUGCUGAGAGAAGAUCAGUCAUGGAUGCUGCACAGAUCGCAGGCCUUAACUGUCUGCGACUCAUGAAUGACACUACAGCAGUUGCACUGGCAUAUGGGAUUUACAAGCAGGACCUGCCAGCUCCUGAAGAGAAGCCCAGGAUUGUAGUGUUUGUGGAUGUUGGCCAUGCUAGUUACCAGGUCUCCGUGUGUGCCUUUAACAAGGGGAAGUUAAAAGUUCUUGGUUCUGCAUUUGACCCUGAGCUGGGCGGUAAAGACUUCGAUGAGGUGUUGGUCAAAUACUUCUGUGAGGAUUUCGCCCAGAAGUACAAACUGGACGUGCGCACGAAGCCUCGCGCUCUGGUGCGACUCUACCAGGAGAGCGAGAAGCUGAAGAAGCUCAUGAGUGCCAACUCCUCUGACUUGCCACUCAACAUUGAAUGCUUCAUGAAUGACAUCGACGUCUCCAGCAAGCUCAACAGAGCUACAUUUGAGGAGCUUUGCGCAGGGCUACUAGCCAAGGUGGAGGGUCCUCUUCGCAGUGUCAUGGAACAGACUAAGCUGAAGAAAGAGGAUAUCUAUGCAGUGGAGAUUAUAGGUGGUGCCUCCAGGAUUCCAGCUAUUAAAGAGAGAAUCAGCCGAUUCUUUGGAAAGGAGCUGAGUACAACUCUCAAUGCAGAUGAAGCAGUGGCCAGAGGAUGUGCACUGCAGUGUGCCAUUCUGUCACCCGCCUUUAAAGUGCGAGAGUUCUCCAUCACAGAUGUGGUCCCGUAUCCUGUCUCUCUAAAAUGGACUUCAGCGGCGGAUGAAGGCGUUAGCGAUUGUGAAGUAUUCCCAAAGAACCAUGCGGCACCGUUUUCAAAAGUACUGACUUUCUACCGGAGGGAGCCCUUUACCCUGGAAGCCUACUACAGCAAUCCAAAAGAGUUGCCGUAUCCUGAUCCGACCAUAGGUAUGCCAGUUUAACAUCAGAAGGUUGUUCCUCAGGCGUCAGGUGAGAGCGCUAAGGUGAAAGUGAAAGUUCGUGUAAAUGUACACGGGCUCUUCAGCGUUUCCAGCGCUUCUCUGGUGGAGGUCAUCAAACCCACAGAGGGAGAAGAACCUAUGGAGACAGACACACCAGUUAAGGAGGACGAGAGCAAGAUGCAAACGGAUCAAGAAUCGCAGAAGAAUCUAAGUGAUGAUCAGAAAGAAAAUGCUGACAAGAAAUCAGACACUGAGGAGAUGGAGACCUCGCCAGAAGAAAACAAACAGGAGAAGAAGAACGAUCAGCCUCCACAAGCCAAGAAACCCAAAGUCAAGACGAAGACGGUGGACCUGCCCAUUGAAAACAGCUUGCACUGGCAGCUGACCAGUAAUGAGCUCAACGUGUUUGUGGAGAAUGAGGGAAAGAUGAUAAUGCAGGACAAGCUGGAGAAAGAAAGGAAUGAUGCCAAGAACUUUGUGGAGGAAUACGUUUAUGAGAUGAGAGAUAAACUGCAUGGAGUGCUGGAGAACUUUGUUAGUGAGGCUGAUCGAGAUUCUUUCUCCUUAAAACUGGAGGACACUGAAAACUGGUUAUAUGAAGAAGGAGAGGACCAACAAAAACAAGUGUACAUCGAUAAAUUGGCAGAACUGAAGAAACUUGGAGAUCCAAUUCGAAACAGAUUUAUUGAGGCUGACGAGCGACCGAAAGCUUUCGAUGAGCUUGGAAGACAAAUCCAGCAAUACAGGAAGAUUGUAGAGGCUUACAAGGCCAAGGAUGAGCUGUAUGAUCAUUUAGAUGAGCUGGAGGUCAUGAAGGUGGAGAAACAGGUGAACGAUGUCAUGACCUGGAUGAACAACAAAAUGAACCUGCAGAGCAAACAGACUCUUAGCCAGGAUCCUGUGGUUAAAGUCCAGGAGAUUCAGGCCAAAACUAAGGAGCUGUACUCUGCUUGCAAUCCUAUUGUAACCAAACCCAAGCCCAAGGUGGAGCCUCCCAAAGAAGAAAAGACAGCUGAACAGAACGGCCCUGUUAAUGGACAGGAGGGCACAGAGGCCCAGCCGGCCAGUCCAGAGAAAGGACAGGCCGCCCCAGAAAACACAGAGGCCAAGCUUCCUGAAAUGGACAUUGACUAAAUCACUUUGGCUUCCCUCCCUCUCUCAACCCCAGGCUCCAGCCUCACUUGCGCCUCUUAUAAACAAACUCAAAAGCUUUCAAAACACAACAAGCGUCUCAACCUGAUUGAUUUUGGUGAUGCUUGUCUUGCUCACUCCAGCAGUAUAUUCUCUUGCUGUUGGUGGCAUGUUUUCUGCUUUGUUUCACAUAAACUUGUUACAGGUACAGGAUGAGAACCUGGUCUAUGUUGCUUUUUGAAGACAUCUAAAGUUCCUGUUCUUUGAAAGAACACUUGAGGAAUUGUGAAGCGGGAUGGACUUGAGAGCUGCACGCUAAACACUGUUAAAAUGAUGUUAUGUUUAUUUCUGUUAUGCUGUUUGGAGAUUUUAUUGGCUUUGAAGAUUUGUUGUUACUCAAAUAACAUCAUAUGUUGUUGUUUUGAAUCUUUAAGUCCAAUAUAGUUUCUAGUCACCAGGUUUUGUGAGAAAGCACUGAAAUAAAGGAAGAGAAACCUUAAACAAUAACUGAGAAGAGUUGUAGACGCAGUAGCAUAACGUGCAGUAUAUGUUGAAGUCGAGUUACUGUUAUGCAGUAUUUCAUUGUAAAAGAUGAAUUAUUUUGUGGCUGUAGGUUUGUGUGUGUGGUCGCUUUUGGGUAAACCCUGGGGUUUCUGUUUUUUUUUUACUCUGCAACCAGUGUGAAUGGUGGAGACUUAUUUUGUGUUCACUUCAGUCACAAAUUGUUGUAAAUGAUAAUUAUAAUAAAUCAAUCAAUUUCAUAAA
Misgurnus anguillicaudatus (oriental weatherfish) is the source of this 3508-nucleotide messenger RNA. The record is from RefSeq and is a predicted model, not a curated record. Lineage: Eukaryota; Metazoa; Chordata; Actinopteri; Cypriniformes; Cobitidae.